Molecule: messenger RNA, 3222 nt
Organism: Mustela erminea (ermine)
Lineage: Eukaryota; Metazoa; Chordata; Mammalia; Carnivora; Mustelidae
Gene: RAD54B
Product: RAD54 homolog B
Exons: 15
Coding region: 287-3016 (909 amino acids)
Biological process (GO): reciprocal meiotic recombination; double-strand break repair via homologous recombination
Cellular component (GO): nucleus
Molecular function (GO): DNA translocase activity; ATP-dependent chromatin remodeler activity; ATP binding
Source: RefSeq, a predicted model, not a curated record
UUGUGAGAUUAAGAGUAAUUGAAUCAUAAAUCUGAAUGUAACUACAGAGGCUUAAAGGGAAACGCAGAGACAUGCGCAGUUAAGGUCGUCCAAUCAGAGUCGGGCUAGCCCGAGCGAGGCGCAACCACAGAAAGGUAGUGCGCAUGCGCGGUUUGCUCUUCUGCUAUAGGCUGCGCCAAGGCGGGAGCCUUAACCUCCUCUGGUGGUGAGGGGUUGUCUGUCUACCCGAGUUUUCUCUCAGGGCGCUCGGCCUUUGUCGGAUCUUUGCGGGUCAAUCCUGCUGAAUAUGAGACGAUCUGCCGCACCAAGUCAGUUGCAGGGGAAUCCCUUCAAAAAACUAAAAUUUAUACCACCAGGGAGAAGUAAUCCAAGUCUAGAUGAAGAGAAUACAAAGAAUCCAGAUGUAAAAUUACUUGAGGCUGUUGCAAGUAAGAAUACCUUUCUCCAGUUACAAAAUAAUCCCAGAAUAUGCAGUUCAAAUCUGCCUACCAAUGGAAGCGCUAGAGAAAUUAAUCAUGGGCAUAAUAACAGUGGAAAACACUAUUCUGAAGCAUCUGUAAUGGCAACGUUAGAUCCACCUCAUACAGUUCACUCAGCCCCUAAAGAAAUAACAGUGUUUAAGAGACAAGAAGAGGAAGAACCUCAUAGCCUAGUUAAAUAUUUCAGUGUUCUUUGGUGUAAGGCUUCAAAGAAAAAACACAAAAAGUGGGAAGGUGAUGCUGUUCUCAUUGUAAAAGGAAAGUCAUUUACAUUAAAGGAUUUGGAAGGCAAAGACAUUGGAAGAGGCGUUGCGUAUAAAUUCAAAGAGCUUGAAAAGAUUGAAGAGGGCCACAGACUGAUGAUUGGUGGAAAAGAAGUAGAAGUCAUGGGUAUAAUCUCUCCAGAUGAUUUCAAUAGUGGCAGAUGUUUUCAGCGUGGAGGAGGAAGCUCUGCUAUUUCAAGUUCUUCUCAAGCUGCCAAGAAGUGUUUCUCUAACCCCUUUAAAAGUGUUUGUAAAUCAAGUUCAAAGGAAAAUAGACUGAAUGGCUUCCAAGAUUGCAGACCACGCCAUGACCCAUAUGCUCCAAAUUCUCUUGUAAUGUCACGACCCAACAAUAAUUGCCAGUGGACAUUCAAUAAGAAUUGUUUUCCUAUUGUGGAUGUGGUGAUAGAUCCUCACCUUGUAUAUCAUCUUCGACCACAUCAGAGAGAAGGAAUCAUAUUCCUUUAUGAAUGUGUAAUGGGAAUGAGAGUGAAUGGCAGAUGUGGAGCUAUUCUUGCUGAUGAAAUGGGUUUAGGGAAAACAUUGCAAUGUAUUUCGCUCAUCUGGACUCUGCAGUGUCAGGGACCCUAUGGAGGCAAGCCAGUAAUAAAGAAGACGCUUAUUGUCACACCUGGAAGCUUGGUGAAUAAUUGGAAGAAGGAAUUUCAAAAAUGGCUAGGAAGUGAAAGAAUCAAAAUAUUUCCUGUUGAUCAGGACCACAAAGUAGAAGAAUUCACUAAAUCUCCAUUUUAUUCUGUUCUUAUCAUCAGUUAUGAAAUGUUACUUCGUUCUUUGGAUCAAAUUAAGAGUGUAAAAUUUGAUCUUCUAAUCUGUGAUGAGGGCCAUCGUUUGAAGAACAGUGCCAUUAAGACAACUACGGCCCUCAUGAGCCUCUCCUGUGAGAAAAGAAUAAUUCUAACUGGUACUCCAGUUCAGAAUGAUCUUCAAGAAUUUUUUGCAUUAAUUGAUUUUGUAAAUCCAGGAAUAUUAGGUUCUUUGUCGUCUUACAGAAAAAUAUACGAAGAACCCAUUAUUAUAUCGAGACAGCCUUCUGCUUCUGAGGAAGAAAAAGACUUAGGAGAGAAAAGAGCAGCUGAACUUACUUGCCUUACUGGACUCUUUAUCCUUAGAAGAACCCAAGAAGUCAUUAAUAAAUAUCUUCCACCUAAAAUAGAGAAUGUAGUCUUUUGUCGACCAGGAGCGCUACAAAUUGAACUUUAUCGAAAGCUGUUGAAUUCUCAAGCUGUUAAAUUCUGCCUUCGAGGAUUGUUGGGAAAUAGUCCUCAUCUAAUAUGUAUAGGAGCUCUUAAAAAACUGUGCAAUCACCCCUGCCUGUUGUUCAGCUCUAUAAAGGAGAAAGAAUAUAGCUCAACUUGGGAUGGAAACGAAGAAAGGACUCUCUAUGAAGGCUUGGUAGAUGUGUUCCCUGCUGAUUACAACCCCCUCAUGUUUACCGAGGAAGAGUCUGGAAAACUACAGGUGCUGUUGAAGCUCUUAGCGGUUAUACAUGAACUUCGUCCUACUGAAAAGGUGGUGUUGGUAUCCAACUAUACACAAACCUUGAAUAUUCUACAGGAAGUAUGCAAGCGUCAUGGAUAUACUUAUACGAGGCUUGAUGGACAAACACCAGUCUUUGAAAGACAGAAAAUUGUUGAUGGCUUCAAUAGUAAAUACUCUUCUGAUUUUAUUUUUUUGUUAAGUUCCAAAGCUGGUGGUGUGGGACUUAACCUCAUUGGAGGAUCUCACUUAAUUCUCUAUGACAUUGAUUGGAAUCCAGCCACUGAUAUCCAGGCGAUGUCUAGAGUAUGGAGAGAUGGUCAGAAACAUCCUGUACAUAUUUACAGACUCCUAACCACAGGUACAAUAGAAGAAAAGAUUUAUCAAAGACAGAUCAGUAAGCAGGAUCUUUCUGGGGCAGUCGUAGACCUAACCAAGACAUCUGAACAUAUCCAGUUUUCAGUAGAGGAGCUAAAAAAUUUGUUCACCUUACAUGAAAGUUCACAUUGUGUUACUCAUGACCUGCUUGACUGUGAAUGUACAGGAGACAAAGAAGGUACAGGUGAUUCACUGGAAAAAUUCCCUAUCUCUAGAAAUUGUCAGCUUGGUCCACAUCAGAAGCCCAACUCUCUGAAACCUCUCUCCAUGUCACAGCUGAAACAAUGGAAACAUUUUUCUGGAGAUCAUUUAAAUCUUGCAGAUCCUUUUCUUGAAAGAAUAAGAGAAAAUGUCUCCUUCUUUUUUCAGAAUAUAACCAAUCAAAGUACUGCUAUAUAAGGAAAGAUUACUUCAUGACCUUCCCUUGCUCCCUUUUUUAAAAAAGUUAGCAUAGUAAUUAAAUAUAACUUUUGAAAACUAGAAUUAUUUAAAUUAUAAUAUGUUUUGUUGCAAAAUGUAUCAUAGUUUUGAUACAGCCUAAACUUGAGUUGUUUAAUUUUUUUGUAUGUGUUCUUCAAUGUUGAAACAUUAAAAACAUUAUUCUA